AUGAGCACAGGAAAUCUCAGUGCUGCGCAGCGGAAUGGCGAAGGCAAGAGGCCAUUUCGACAAGCUGCAACCAUCCUCCGCGAAAUGUUGAACGAUCCCGAGAAGAUAGUUGUUUGCCCUGGUGUCUACGAUGGCUUUACGGCCCGCAUUGCUCUCGACAUCGGCUUCGACGCACUCUACAUGACAGGCGCGGGCACGGCUGCUUCUCGAAUAGGCGCACCGGACUUAGGUAUCAUCAACAUGACGGAAAUGGCGGCCAACGCAAGCAUGAUUGCGGGAUUGGACUGGUCUGUCCCAGUGAUCGCCGACGCCGAUACAGGGUUUGGCUCGUCAUUAUCUGCAGCUCGAACUGCGAAAACGUAUAUCGAAGGAAACGUGGCCGCGUUGCACAUCGAGGACCAGGCGUUCAUCAAGCGCUGUGGCCACCUCCGUAAUAAGGAACUAGUGCCCUUGGAUACAUACUUGACUCGGAUCCGCGCCGCGAGCAUGGCUCGAGAAGCAUCUGGCCGAGAUCUUGUCAUCAUCGCACGGACCGACUCCCUCCAAUCUCUUGGGUUCGACGAAGCAAUUCGACGAUUAAAAGCUGCACACGAAGCAGGCGCCGAUGUCGCCUUCUUCGAAGGUCUUGUCUCAAAGGAGCAAGCCCGAGAGGCGGUUAAAGCGCUCGCUCCUAUCCCAUGUCUACUGAACAUCGUUCACGGCGGGGUGACUCCGGUAAUCAGUGCGAAGGAAGCGAAAGAAAUGGGAUUUAAGAUUAUCAUUUGGUCCAUUCUGUCGUUGGCCGAGGUCUAUAACUCGACUCGGCGCGCGAUGAAGGAGCUUCGCGACACCGGGUUGGUGACGGAGAGAGAAGAUAAAGCUGGUGGCAUCUACGAUGUCUUUAGUGUCGUGGGGAUCAACCAGUUCGCCGAGUUUGAUGCUGCCGCCGGAGGAGUAACUCUCAAAGGCGGAUUUUGA
Cladophialophora psammophila CBS 110553 is the source of this 957-nucleotide messenger RNA. RefSeq names its product methylisocitrate lyase. The transcript has a single exon. Bases 1 to 957 code for a protein of 318 amino acids. Gene Ontology annotation, molecular function: catalytic activity. The record is from RefSeq and is a predicted model, not a curated record. NCBI's taxonomy places the organism in Eukaryota, Fungi, Ascomycota, Eurotiomycetes, Chaetothyriales, Herpotrichiellaceae.